This is a messenger RNA of Aegilops tauschii subsp. strangulata, 1134 nucleotides long. RefSeq names its product BTB/POZ and MATH domain-containing protein 2-like. Gene Ontology annotation, molecular function: protein binding. Lineage: Eukaryota; Viridiplantae; Streptophyta; Magnoliopsida; Poales; Poaceae. Gene Ontology annotation, biological process: protein ubiquitination. The record is from RefSeq and is a predicted model, not a curated record.
AUGGGAAACCGAUUUUGCUGCUCUUCGGUCAGGCAGCAGUACCCACCAAAGAAGGAGGGUAGCCCCCCUCCCCCGGCCGAGACAUGGUCGAGAUGCUCGACGGAGAGCGUCACGGCGACGCACAACUUCGAGGUGACCGGUUUCUCGUCGCUGGAGGGCAUAGGUGCCGGUAAGUUCCUCAGGUCGCGAAAGUUCACCAUCGGUGGCUGCGAGUGGGAUCUCCACUUAUACCCCGACGGAUGGAAGGAGGAGCACAAAUCUGUCUACGCGUCGGUCUUCCUGUCUCUCUGUGAAGGAGAAACCGGGACGUCAGGGGUGACGACCAAGUACACCUUGACAUUGCUGGACCAACAUGGUAGAGUAUCCAACCUUACUACCCAGGGAUCCCAAGGUAGCCUACAACAUACUUUCCAUAGUACCACCCGCUAUUGGGGCUUUGAGAAGUUUGUCGAGAAAUCAAAGCUGCGACAGCUGCUUGCCCUCACCGGGGACUCCUUCACAGUCAGAUGUGUCUUGACUGUCAUCAAAAAGGGUCAGGCAGAAGAUGUGCACACGGCCGUCGCACCGCUCCCGCAGUCCAACCUGCACAAACACUUCCUAGAUAUGUUGAAGGGUGGGGAAGGCGCGGACGUGACCUUCACCGUCGCAGGCCAGUCGUUCCUCGCGCAUAGAUGUGUGCUCGCCGCAAGGUCCCCGGUGUUUAAGGCUGAGCUCUUUGGUAAGAUGAAUGAGACUCUGGCGCAGAGCAUCAAGAUCGAUGGCAUGGAACCCUCCAUCUUCGAGGCACUCCUUCACUUCAUCUACACGGAUUCUCUGUCGGAUGACCGGCAUGCGGAUGAUAGACACACGGAGAUGCAGCACCUGCUGGUUGCCGCGGAUCGUUACGGAGUCGAUAGGUUAAUGGCGAUAUGCGAAGGGAAAUUGUGUCGAAGCAUCGGCGUGCAAACCGUCGCAACGACCCUUGCUCUAGCGGAGCAACACCACUGCAUGCACCUGAAAAGGGCAUGUCUUGAAUUUUUGUCUUCCCGGGAUGUCCGCCAAGCUGUCAAAGAAACAGAUGGAUUCAAGCAUCUCGUAACAAGCUGCCCAUCGGUUAUUCUCGAGAUUUUCGACAAGCCUCCCCCACAAUCCUGA